Nicotiana attenuata is the source of this 2947-nucleotide messenger RNA. RefSeq lists its product as uncharacterized. The record is from RefSeq and is a predicted model, not a curated record. Gene Ontology annotation, biological process: transcription elongation by RNA polymerase II; positive regulation of transcription elongation by RNA polymerase II. The transcript is spliced from 2 exons. Bases 158 to 2677 code for a protein of 839 amino acids. Gene Ontology annotation, molecular function: nucleosome binding. Gene Ontology annotation, cellular component: FACT complex. NCBI's taxonomy places the organism in Eukaryota, Viridiplantae, Streptophyta, Magnoliopsida, Solanales, Solanaceae.
AAGUUACAAGCUAUACAUGGACUCUCUCAUAUUAUGUAAAUUUCCAAUCAUAUUCCUAGUAUAACACAAUUUCCAUGACUUUGACGAAUUCUACAAAGACCUCUAAACCUAUUUGUCUUCUUCUUUAUAUGAUCAAGACUACAAACAAAAGUCACUGAUGACUCUUUUCUUGUUUAAACCAUCAAUUCCCAGUUCUCAAAAAUCCAAAAAAAUGAUGAAAGAACUGUUCCAGAAAAGGCUUAGUGCCUUUUACAACAGUUUGAGUUUUCACAAACAAGAUUUAUGGCAAAAUUCUGAUGUUGUUGUUAUCCAUUCAAACCAAGAGAAAAACUCAUCAAAUUCUCAGUCAAAUCAACUCUACUUAUGGCUUAUAGGUGAAGAACUUGAUGAUACAAGCACGAUUUUCACUCUCUAUGGGAUAUAUUUUUUCUGUACUCAGAAGAAUUUUUCCAAGAUUCGUUCUUUGUGUUGUUAUGCAACUUCGAUGCAGAAAAUUCCUGUUUCUGUUCAAUUGAAGGCUAAGAACGAUGAGGGGUUUGCGUUAAUUGAUGCUACGAUACGUAACGAGAGAGUAAUUCACAACAACAAGAUGAAUUUUGAUGAUCGUUGUUGUCCGUUUGUUGUUGGUUAUAUAGCAGGUGAGUAUCCAAAGUCUAAGCUUUUUUGGAGUUGUAUUAAUGAUUUAGAACCUAAAAAGUAUAAAGCUGUAACUGUGAAUUCUGGUAUUGAUAAGUUGAUUAAUACUGCUGAAAAAUCAAACUUUGAUUUUGGAGUUUCUAAUGAGAAAGAGGUGUCUAAAUCAGUUGAAUUUACUCCUCCUAUGCGUAGUUUUAGUCCUAUUAUUGUGAAUGUUGGCAAGGAAAAAACAAGUUUGAAAACAAAAAGGGAUUUGAGGGAUAAGCGUGAGAGUAAUUUGUGGAGUGAAAAUGAUGAACAAGUGUUUUUGAACUUCUUGGAAAAUGGGAAUCAAUCUGCUCUGAAAAAGAAGGAAAAUAGGUUUAAAUUUGAACAUAAAGGGUCGAGGGAAAGGAGGAGCAAUUUGGGUUCUAGUAUUGACAAAACUGAGGUCCUUUCUGGCGAGGGAAUUGAAAUCAAAGAGAAAGGGGAAUCGAUGAGCAGGGUGAAUGGAGGCGGCAAAAAUGAUGAUCAACUUUUCACGUUUGGAGCAAAUAGAUUGGAUGGUAAAGGCGACAAGUUAAAGGAAGGAGGCAAAAAUUAUGAUCGAAUCUUCAUGUUUGGAGCAAAUAGAUUUGAUGGUAAAGGCGAUAAGGCAAAGGAAGUAGACAAAAGUGAUGAUCAACUGUUCAAGUUUGGAGCAAAAAGCUUGGAUGGUCAAGAGGACAAGUCAAAGGAAGGCAACAAAAAUGGUGAUCAGCUGUUUAAGUUUGGAGGAAAUUGGCUGGAUGCUAAAGAGGACGACAAGUUGAAGGAAGGAAAUAAAGAUGGUGAUCAGCUGUUUAAGUCGGGAGAAGGUAAGAAAGAUGGUGGAGAAAAUAGGCUACGCAGGAUCCCCGAUCAGCCUCAAUCAAUGGAGGAGGAAGAAGGUGUAAAGAAUGUCAAGCUUCUUAACGAAAGAUUGGCAGGCUUCUACUCAAGCUGGAGGAAAUACAAAGAAGAGCAAUGGGGAAAAGCAGAUGUUUUGGUGAUUGGUACUCAAUCAGCAGGACCACUUGAAACCUUGUCUCGUCCCAUAUCCUCUAGCUUCUUAGUGUGGUUGCUUGAUCAUGAGUUUCCGGAAACCACAGCUGUUUUUAGAGACAUUGGAAUAGAAUUUCUUUGCACCAAGGAAAGUUUCUCCAGGCUUUACACAAUUGGAAGUCGUAUGACAAUGGAUGGAAUAUUUACUGUUUCUGUCCAACUGAAGAAAGGAGGGGAACAUUGGGUAGAUUGGUUAAAAAAGACUUUGUGCCAGGUGAAUACUGCGCUGACGUCUGGAGAAAUUGUUGUUGGAUGUAUUAAAGGGGAGUCUAUGGAGAUGGAGGCUCUUUCAAAUUCCAAAAUGUUUGAAGUUGCAUAUGUAGACAAUGCUUUAACUAAUCUGCUUGAACAUGGGAAUUUUGAGAAAUCUGAAAGCUUUGCAGCUCUACAGCCAACUUUACGUAGGCAGUUUCAGAUGUUGUCUUUGGGAAAGUGCGGUGGUACAAAAACUGAGGAUGUAGUGUCAUUUUCUGAGCUAGCCAAGAUUAAGUCAAUGGAUGAUAAAUCUUAUAUGUCACAUGCAUCUGUAGAAGAGAAGUUAUCGCUGGAGAAGAAGGGUGAUACAUCGUCUUUGUUGCUUACUGAUAGUAGUGUGGAUGCUAAACGACCAGUUGAAGAAAACACCGUAUUUGAGAAGGGCAUUUUGAGUAGCAAAGUAGAAGAAAACAAGAUGUUCGAAGCGGACAAUGUGGAAACCUCUACCAAAGAGGAUGGUGCAGAAGAAAAGUUAAUGGCUGAGGAACAAAAUAUGGUAUGUAACCCUGAAAAGAGUAACUUAUUGCAAGAGAAGGAGUGUGAAGGAAGAAUGGAUUCUUUACCAGAUGAUCUCAAUGGCAGCCCGAGGAAGGACUCUGUUGGUGAAGAUGAUGAUUGGACGUUAAUUGAGAAGGAAUCUGAAAAGCAAGAAACAGAAGUAGCUGAGAAAUUAAGCUGGAAAAGGUGGUUCAUGGUUUGGUCAUCAGACAAGGUUCAUGUCUGAUGAAGCACCAUCAAAGGAGGAUUAAGAGGCUGUUUCAUUCAUAGCAGCAAUGUUUGAUUAGAAGUUAAUAAUUUUCACUGCUUUCCUUAGAACAAGAACAAUGUCUGAUUAAGGCUGGCUGCAAUUUUUCUUUCUUCUGCUUCAUUAGCACCAGAUGUUCUUUUGGAGUCUAGAUUACAUUAAUAGUUUUAUCAAAAAAGAAUUGGUUUCUAUCUCUUUUCUUUUUUUCUCCGAAUUUGAAUACAUAAUGCAUAUUUGUCUUUUGAUGUC